CAGCCCCGGCCGCCGCCGCCGCUCAGCCCGGCUGCACCGGCUGGGGGCACCGCCGGGACCGGGAGCACCGGGGGUACCGGGGACACCGCCAGGACCGGGGCUACCGGGAGCACCAGGGCUACCGGCCCCGCACCAUGAUCUGCGGCAGGAGGGCGCGUCCCACCGCCGAGCAGCCCCGCUCCCCCCCGGACGUCUCCGGUGGCCCCCGCCGGCCCGGCAGAGCCUUGAAGAAAAUGGGCCUGACGGAGGAUGAGGACGUCCAGCGGAUGCUGCGGGGAUCCAUUUUCCGGAAGAUCAAGUCCCGGGGGUGCCCCAGGGAGCGGCUCUUCCGCCUGCAGGAGGACGGGGUGACGGUCUGCUUCGAGGGGCGCUUUGGACGCACUCGCUCCCAGCAGAGCUUCUCUGUGAUGCACAUUGAGGGGGUGCGUGAGGGACACCAGUCAGAGGGUCUACGCAAGUACGGUGCCGCCUUCCCCGAGCAGCACUGCUUCACCCUCGUCUUCAAGGGCAAGCGAAAGAACCUUGACCUGGCUGCCCGGGGCGAGGAGGACGCCCGCCACUGGGUGCAAGGGCUCACCAAGCUGAUGGGGCAGCUGCAAGCCAUGAGUCAACCGGAGAAGCUCGACCACUGGAUCCAUGGGGUCCUUCAGCGAGCAGACAGGAACAAGGACAACAAGAUGUCUUUCCGAGAGGUGAAGAGCAUGCUGAGGAUGAUCAACAUUGACAUGGAUGAUGUCUAUGCCUACAAGCUCUUCAAGGAGUGCGACCGCUCAGGCGAUGAGCGGCUGGAGGGCCGGGAGCUGGAGGAGUUUUGCCGACGGCUACUGCAGCGGCCGGAGCUGGAGGAGCUUUUCAGGCGUUACUCGGGCGAGGACUGCAUCCUGUCGGCUGAGGAGCUGCAGGAUUUCCUACGGGAUCAGGGCGAGGAUGCCAGCCUGCGCCAGGCCCGUGCUGUCAUCCGUGCCUACGAGCUCAAUGAGAAGGCCAGGCAGCAGGACCUGAUGAUGCUGGAUGGCUUCAUGAUGUACCUCCUUUCGGCUGCUGGUGACAUCCUCAACCAGGAGCACACCAAGGUGCACCAGGACAUGAGCCAGCCCCUGUGCCACUACUUCAUCUCCUCCUCCCACAACACCUACCUGACUCGCAACCAGAUUGGUGGCACCAGCAGCACCGAAGCCUAUGUCAGGGCACUGAUGGCAGGAUGCCGUUGCGUGGAGCUGGACUGCUGGGAGGGCUCCGAUGGGGAACCUGUCGUCUACCAUGGACACACACUCACCUCCAAAAUCCUCUUCCGUGAUGUCAUUGAGAGCAUCCGCGACUAUGCCUUCAAGCGAUCACCCUACCCCGUCAUCCUGUCCCUGGAGAACCACUGUGGACUGGAGCAGCAGGCCACCAUGGCCCAGCACAUGAAGGCCGUCCUGGGGGACAUGCUGCUGACACAGCCACUGGAGGGGCAGGACCCCCAUGACCUCCCAUCCCCAGAGCAGCUGAAGGGGAAGGUCCUGGUGAAGGGCAAGAAGCUGCCAGAGCUGUGGCAUGAGCCCCAGGGUGUCACAUCCCUUCCACACAAGGAGGAGGAGGAGGAAGAGGAAGAGGAGGAGAAGCUGCAGGAGACAAGCAGACAGCGGUCGCUGCAGUCACUGCAGGAGAUCAAACCUCUGCAGGCCAAGGACGCAUCACAGGUGGCCCCGGAACUGUCAGCCAUGGUGGUAUACUGCCAGGCUGUCCCCUUCCCUGGCCUGGCCCAUGCCCUGCGCCACCCUCGGCCCUAUGAGAUGUCCUCCUUCAGCGAGAGGAAGGCUCGGAAGCUUAUCAAGGAAGCGGGCCCGGCGCUGAUCCGGUACAACACCCGGCAGCUCAGCCGCAUCUACCCGCUGGGGCUGAAGAUGAACUCCUCCAACUACAACCCGCAGGAGAUGUGGAAUGCCGGCUGCCAGCUGGUAGCCCUCAACUUCCAGACGCCGGGCUACGAGAUGGACCUGAAUGCCGGGCGCUUCCUGGGCAACGGGCGCUGUGGCUACGUGCUGAAGCCCCCCUGCCUGCGCAGCCCCCCGGGAGAGGGGCCGCACCACCUGGCACUGCAUGUCAGGGUGAUCACAGCGCAGCAGCUGCCCAAGCUGAACAGGGAGAAGGGGAGCUCCAUCGUGGACCCCUUCGUGCGGGUGGAGAUCCACGGCAUCCCAGCUGACUGCAGCAAGCAGCAGACCCACCACAAACUCAACAACGGCUUCAACCCGCGCUGGGAGGAGACGCUGAGCUUCCAGCUGCGUGCGCCCGAGCUGGCCCUGGUGCGCUUCGUGGUGGAGGACUACGACAGCACCUCCUGCAACGACUUCGUGGGGCAGUUCACCCUGCCCCUGGGCAGCAUGCGGGAAGGGUAUCGUCACAUCCAUCUGCUCUCCAAGGACGGGGCGUCCCUGUCCCCCGCCACGCUCUUCGUGCACAUUCGAUGCAAGAGUCUGUGAGAUCCCCGUGGUCCCAGCCCCCCACGCAGGGGACAACAUGCUCCUCCAUGGGCUGGGCACCCUCCUCUGCCACAGACACCCCGCUCCCUGCGUGGGGACAGCUUGGGGACACUGCUCACCUGGCCACAGUGACGGCAGGGCUGGUUGGGGGACUCAAGGGGGCAGGGGACCCCCUCCAUGUCCCGUAGUGGCACCCUAUCUGCUGGCUCCCUCCUCCCCUCCCUGGCUGUGACCCCAAGGGGACAGAGACACGGGGACAACAAGGAAAGCCCAGCAUAGCCCAGGGAGGGUGGGAUGGGUGGCAGCAACCCCCAAAAUCACCACCCUCAGACAUGCCUGACCCCAGCCCGUCCCUGGGCUGCAAGGACAGUACCACCACGAGGUCCCCAAGGGGACCCUGCCACCAUGUGCCCACAGCAUUGAGCCUCUGCUUGGCUGGGGGCCACGCUCCCAGCCCCCUGCUCCAGCACUGGAGAGUGUCACAGAUUUAUACCCUGUUGUCAAGCCAGUUGAAUAAAGGUUUUAUUUUAACAGAACCUGUCCCGGUGUCCCAGUCACCUCACAGGGCCCGUUGCAGGGGGGAGGGGGAGGGGCAGGACAAUAUGGGCCUGGGGGGGGCGGGGGGGAGGGCAGGGGAAGGGCUGAGCCUACCCCGAAACACAGCACUGCCCCGCAGAGCUGCCAAGCACUCAUGGCUGCUGCUCCCAUGGGGGCUGGGGAGACUCUGAGCAGCCCUCAAACUGCCACAGGGACAGGGGGAGGGUCCCACUGGACACCCCCCCCACCUGCACCCAGCCCAGGACACCGGCAACAAAGCGGGGACACAGAGGUACUUGCAUAGGUGACAUGGGACCCCAAGCAAGGGGGAUGCAAUGGCGCUGCUGGGGGGGACGUGAUGAGCUCCUGGGUCCCCCACUGAGGCCCGGCAGGUCCAGGCCAGGGUGGGCAAAAGCCCCUGGGGUCCGUGGCAUGCCACGACGGGGACACAGAGGGACAGGGAGGCAUGGGAGUGCAUAGAUGGGGUCUUGGCCUUGGUGUGCAGCUUUGUAAACCUUUGGCUGGGAGGGCAGGAGCAUCUCAGAGCAUUUUGCAGACAUAGUUCACAUCACAGCGGAAGGUGGCAGGCUGCCCGUGUGCUUGUUUCCCGAGAUAUCUUGAUAGGAUAAAGGUUUCCAUGAAAGAAAACAUUUCAUUUACCUUGGAGGUUCCCAUACCAUGAGAUGAUGAGCCUUGUGGAAGAGGCAGCAGGGCGGUUGAGGAGGCUGAAGUCCCGAGGCGACGCAGAUGGUGUGUCGCAGGGCAGUCACGUGCAUGUGUAUCCGUAUUUCCAUGCUUCCAGAGAAAAACAGCUGAGCAGAGCCCUGAGGCGCAGCAGCAGUGGCAACAGUGACGGAACAGCUCCCUGAUGCCCGCAGCCCCAGCAUUACAGGGGGUGGCAGAGUGGAAUGAGCCCCAGGAGUCUGAGCAGAGCAGGGUGUGCCAGACAAGCUCUGGAGGCAGCAAAGAGCCGAGUCCCCCCGUAUCUUUGGGCGCUGCUGCUCCUUGGUGCAGCACUUGCCCUGUUGAGCAAAGGGUUCGAGUCUCCAAGGCUGGGGAGGAGAAGGGACAAGGCAUCGCUUGCACAAAUAGCCCUUAGAAAGAAAUCUCGACAUGCUCCCGGCUGACGGUGCCAUCCUCCCUCUCUAGGCACCCAUGGGAAGGACGGAGUUUAAUGGAGGAGGGAGCAAAGUGGGGGGGAAACAGCCGAGCAGGGGACAGAGCGCAAAACACCCUCCAGGCAGGCAGGAGGGCUCGGCAGCCCGGCCACCGUGUCCCGAUGGAGCGCCGAG
Molecule: messenger RNA, 4294 nt
Organism: Falco peregrinus (peregrine falcon)
Lineage: Eukaryota; Metazoa; Chordata; Aves; Falconiformes; Falconidae
Gene: PLCD3
Product: phospholipase C delta 3
Exons: 16
Coding region: 135-2465 (776 amino acids)
Biological process (GO): intracellular signal transduction; lipid metabolic process
Molecular function (GO): phosphatidylinositol-4,5-bisphosphate phospholipase C activity; calcium ion binding
Source: RefSeq, a predicted model, not a curated record